AGUGAACCAACAAGGAAGUGGUGUUUCAAUUGGCAAAGACAUAGGAAACGUGGCCUUAGCAAAAAGAGAGCGUUCUUAAAUGAGAAACGAGCAGUCUUUAUAGACCGAAAACAGUGUACACGUGUCCUUUGGGUUGGACAACUUGUAAACAUGGCGGAUGUUGAUCAAGGAUCGGUCUUACCCAGCGAAACUUCACCUCUCGUUCUGGACGGCCUGAAUACAACCGACUCAAAUGGUACCGACGCUGUCAACGCGACUGUGGCCAAGUUUGUGGCGACACCGGAGGGAACGGCUCUAGCAUAUGGCAGCCUUGUAUUCAUGGCUCUGUUGCCCAUCUUCUUCGGUGCACUGCGUUCAGUCAGCUGCGGCAAAAGCAAGGUAACGUUAACAUUAUUGCAAUUUACAAGUACCUAGCUAACUAGGUAGUUUACGCAGCUAACAGUGGGAAGCUCUAAGUAACUGUUGGUUCCUGUUGUUGGGCCAUAAACAAAGGAUGCAACGAUCCUCAUUCACCUGUCCAGUGUCUCGCAUACAAGUCUCGUGCAGCACUAGCCAGAUGUCACUCACAUUACACAGUCAGUGUUUCUGUUCCAUAUCCAGACAAGUCUGAUGUAGCUAGCCAUUUAGCUAGGCAUGGCUAGUUAGUUAACAGCGGUAAUGAAUGACUGGCAGGCCUUGACUGGGGCUGUCAUUAACCAUAUGUUAACCCGAUUUCCAUGAGCGUUUGCUUGCUUAGUUUGCUAGUUAGAUUAGUUUGUUUUUUCUUGAGGGUGGUCAAUGUUAUUUUUAAUCAUGACAUUUAGCUAGUUGGCAUGAUGUUAUUCAUUCAUUUCAGCAAGGGUGCCACUGCCAAUUGUUUAGCAGGUGAUGGAGAGACGUGUGCAAGGGUUAGGCGAUUUUUAUUUGUUUUGACGUGAGUGGAUACGUUUAGGUAAAUCCAUUUCCAUUGCUUCUCAGUUAAAUUCUAUCGACGCCCUAGCCUAAUCUUUUCUCUGAAGCUCUUCUGACACUUGCUCAAUGUAUAGUAGAAAUAUGCAAAUCAUAGUUUCAUUUUCAUAACUACACAUGUCAUACAGCCAUCACUUCUGGUAUUUUAGUCAGUGGGUGGAGGGAAAGGGAUGAUGAUGCAUGACUUGGUUGUCUGUUGACAUGACUGAUAACAGGCUUUUUGAGUGGCAUGAAAUUAAUUAACUUUUCUGGUGGUUGUGAACUAACUGGCACUCUUCUGCAGUGCUUCCUGUGUGGUGUUGAAGUGUGGUUGGUUGCUGCCUCAUCUGGAAUCUUUCCUGGUGCUUACUAUAGAUUACCUACUAUACGUUUACUGUAUACCCAGCUUAUUACUUUCUGUACACUUAUUUCAUCCUUAGGUUGCUGGAGAAAAUGGUUGCGAUUAUGAGUACAGAGUGAGUAUUAGAACUGAUACUCAGAACACACACUGUCAGUCGACAGUAUUUUUAUUUUAACUUAUUUUUCUCUCAUACUGACACCUCAUUGUUCGUGGCAAUCUUGAAGAUGCUUCAUGACAGUGUGUCACUAUGUGUGUAUGUCUCCCAUUUGUGUGUAAAAUCAUUUUGGUUAUUAGGCACCAAGUGUCAAGGUGUGGGCCUCGGCUUAGUCCUGCUUUGCGCACAAUCAAUGAAGAUGUGGGUCCUGUCGUGUACAGGCCAAAUUGAUACUGAAGGUGAUAUGUUAAAGGGCUCUAUCUAGUAUCAACUGGAGAUGUGGUCUUUAGAAUUAGAUGGAAUGAGUCGCUCGUUCGUUGCAGUCCUGUCUUGUUACUUGCUGCUCAUUGCACCACAUUGACCCAUUUUAAUUAUAUUCCCUGUGCAGAUUAGCUCAUUUGAUUCAGAUGGGUUUAUCUCUAGUGGGACACGAACAUGUGACCUAACUACUUAUUUUGUGAAGAACUAGAAUUAGUCUGCGAUGCGUUGAUCCACUAAAGGUUAUGACUGUGUUUUAGUAAAAGAGGCAGGUUGAUAUUGAUACAGUCUAGAGCUAGUACUUCUAGUGCUUUCUCUCUGAAGAGGAACUUUGGCAAUGUGCAUUGAGAAUGUUCAUGCUUUUGUAUGUUUUGAAUGUACUUAGGAAGUGUGUGUAUUGCAUACUUGUCCACUCAACCCUUGUUUCUGUCUCUUCCCAGAACUCCUCAGACAUGCCAGAGACCAUCACAGGCAGAGAUGCUGCACGGUUCCCCAUAAUCGCCAGCUGCACCCUCUUCGGCCUCUACCUCUUCUUCAAAGUGAGCAUUAUCACCCCGCAAACACUUCUUAUGCUUUGUACUGAAGAAUUUUCUGCAUUAUUACAUUUUAAUAAGCUACUGCUUUCCCCUCCAACAAUCUCCCACAUAUCGCUGUACCUCUGUUUACUGUACUGUCUGCUGUAUCUGUGUUACUCAUUGCUUGCACCCUGUGCUCACAUCAUGCGUGCUGUCAUUAUUGAUUCACUUUUUUCAGCUCUGAUCAAGAGAGAGAGACUAGUGGUGGGACACUGUGUGUUGCAAAGGCGGAGAGGGGUGUAAUUAGUAAUACUAAAAAAUGUUUUCCUUGUUUCAAUCAUAGAUUUUCUCACAAGAGUACAUCAACUUGCUGCUGUCAAUGUAUUUCUUUGUCCUGGGGAUUUUAGCAUUGUCUCAUACAAUGAGGUGAGAGGCUUGAUUGUUUCAUAUCACUUUAUUAAGAUCUCCUUCCACUUUAGAUGACUUGGAUUAUAUAGCCUGUCUCAACAUCAUUUCUGCCUCUCUAUCUCAAUUAGUCCCUUCAUGAACAGGAUCUUCCCUGCUAACAUUCCCAUCAAGCAGUACCAGCUGCUCUUCACUCAGGGCUCAGGAGAGACCAAAGAAGGUAGGGAUGAAAUGGAUUGAAAGAGCUAGAAACAGUAAUAUGGUAAAAUACCCUGUAAAAGCACAUGUAUGGUUUAUGAAUAGCUGGAUGUUUGUCACUGUUGACCAUCCCUCCCACAGAAAUUGUCAACUAUGAGUUUGACACCAAGGACAUGAUCUGCCUGGUCAUCAGCACUGUGGUUGGGGUCUGGUACGUCCUCAAGAAGGUCAGUUAAAGCUACACUACAGCAUGUUAAUAUAGUGUGUGUUUUUAGUUUUUUUAUGGCAUGGCGAUUUAGUUUGGAGUGUAGAGGAUGAUGGUGUUACAGUGGGUUUUCACCAACAAUGAAUUCUGCAGGAGAAGUUCCGCCCCCAUUCAUUUUCAACGAGGGCACGCAGAGAAAUUUGAACCCUGCUAGAGAAGCGGUAGAAAAAGUAGAGCUGUACUUUAUGCAAAUUUGAAGUGUUGGAGCGACGUGUUGUCAAGAGGAGGCGCCGCCUCUAGUCAAAACCCAAUGUUACACAGUUGGUCCUAGAUAAAACCAACUGAAGAUAAAAUGUUGAAGACACCAAGUGGUCAGGUGCACUAACAGAGCUGUAAUUCGCUGCAGAAAGUUCCCUCAGUGUUUCUUUCAAUACUCUCUAUGGUUGGGUUCAUCUGUGUUAGUCUUCUGUUUGGGAGUUGUGGAUGUUUUUGUUUGAUCAUGUGCACUUUGGUUCUUCCAGCACUGGAUUGCCAACAACCUCUUUGGCUUGGCGUUCGCCCUGAAUGGGGUGGAGCUUCUGCACCUAAACAAUGUCAGUACUGGCUGCAUCCUGCUGGGGGGGCUGUUUGUGUAUGACGUCUUCUGGGUAAGUCUGCCAAAUAACCCCAACACUGCACUAUUGGGUGUAGCCUAUCUAACUUUGAUAAACAACCAAAAAUAACUACUGUUUUUGGUUGUUGAGUCAAUUAGACCAUUCACAUUUCAAGCUUAUCUUUCUAAAAAAUAGAGUUAUUUCUGAAUAUUUUGGCAAGAUAGCUGGCUAACUCAUUGAUGCUGCUUUGUACAGUCGUGGUCAAAGGUUUUGAGAAUGACACAUUAAUUUUCACAAAGUCUGCUGCCUCAGUUUUUAUGAUGGCAAUUUGAAGAGUGAUCAGAUGAAUUGCAAUUACAGUAAUUGCAAAGUCCCUCUUUGCCAUGAAAAUGAACUUAAUCCCAAAAAAAACAUUUCCACUGCAUUUCAGCACUGCCACAAAAGGACCAGCAGACAUCAUGUCAGUGAUUCUCUCGUUAACACAAGUGAGAGUGUUGACGAGGACAAGGCUGGAGAUCACUCUGUCAUGCUGAUUGAGUUAGAAUAACAGACUGGAAGCUUUAAAAGGAGGGUGGUGCUUGAAAUCAUUGUUCUUCCUCUGUUAACCAUGGUUCCCUGCAAGGAAACACGUGCCGUCAUCAUUGCUUUGCACAAAAAGGGCUUCACAGGCAACGAUAUUGCUGCUAGUAAGAUUGCACCUAAAUCAACCAUUUUAUCGGAUCAUCAAGAACUUCAAGGAGAGAGGUUCAAUUGUUGUGAAGAAGGCUUCAGGGCGCCCAGGAAACUCCAGCAAGCGCCAGGACUGUCUCCCAAAGUUGAUUCAGCUGCGGGAUCGGGGCGCCACCAGUGCAGAGCUUGCUCAGGAAUGGCAGCAGGCAGGUGUGAUUGCAUCUGCACGCACAGUGAGGCAAAGACUUUUGGAGGAUGGCCUGGUGUCAAGAAGGGCAGCGAGGAAGCCACUUCUCUCCAGGAAAAACAUCAGGGACAGACUGAUAUUCUGCAAAAGGUACAGGGAUUGGACUGCUGAGGACUGGGGUAAAGUCAUUUUCUCUGAUGAAUCCCCUUUCCGAUUGUUUGGGGCAUCCGGAAAACACCUUGUCCGGAGAAGACAAGGUGAGCGCUACCAUCAGUCCUGUGUCAUGCCAACAGUAAAGCAUCCUGAGACCAUUCAUGUGUGGGGUUGCUUCUCAGCCAAGGGAGUGGGCUCACUCACAAUUUUGCCUAAGAACACAGCCAUGAAUAAAGAAUGGUACCAGCACAUCCUCUGAGAGCAACUUCUCCCAACCAUCCAAGAACAGUUUGGUGACGAACAAUGCCUUUUCCAGCAUGAUGGAGCACCUUGCCAUAAGGCAAAAGUGAUAACUAAGUGGCUCGGGAACAAAACAUCGAAAUUUUGGGUCCAUGGCCAGGAAACACCCCAGACCUUAAUCCCAUUGAGGACUUGUGGUCGAUCCUCAAGAGGCGGGUGGACAAACAAAAACCCACAAAUUCUGACAAACUCCAAGCAUUGAUUAUGCAAGAAUGGGCUGCCAUCAGUCAGGAUGUGGCCCAGAAGUUAAUUGACAGCAUGCCAGGGCGGAUUGCAGAGGUCUUGAAAAAGAAGGGUCAACACUGCAAAUAUUGACUCUUUGCAUAAACUUAAUGUAAUUGUCAAUAAAGGCUCUGUCGUAACCGGCCGCGACCGGGAGACCCAUGGGGCGGCGCACAAUUGGCCCAGAGUCGUCCAGGGUAGGGGAGGGAAUGGCCGGCAGGGAUGUAGCUCAGUUGGUAGAGCAUGGCGUUUGCAACGCCAGGGUUGUGGGUUCGAUUCCCACGGGGGUCCAGUAUGAAAAAAUAAAUAAAAAAUAAUGUAUGCACUCACUAACUGUAAGUCGCUCUGGAUAAGAGCGUCUGCUAAAUGACGUAAAUGUAAAUAAAAGCCUUUGACACUUAUGGAAUGCUUGUAAUUAUACUUCAGCGUAACAUCUGACAAAAAUAUCUAAAAACACUGAAGCAGCAAACUUUGAAGACCAGUACUUGUGUCAUUCUCAAAACUAGUAUAUCCCUUAGGCCCUGCCAGAAUGUUAUGCUGGGAGGAUUGACUCACUUGAAUAAACACAACCAUUAUCCCUGUAGGUGUUUGGCACCAAUGUCAUGGUUACUGUGGCCAAGUCGUUCGAGGCACCCAUAAAGUGUGAGUGAAGGGACCUUUUUUAUUGUAAAAUGUCAAUACAGUCAAUAUUUAUAGACAGUAUGUACUGUGUAACCUUACUUUAAUGGGUACUAUGUAAAUGUAUUUUGUUAGCCAUAUAUUUAACUGUCUUCUAAAAGCUGCAACUAUCACCCCAGUCACUGUGGAGCAACUCCUGUCAUCGUGUGUGCUCUGCUUUUGGUCUCUGUAAUCAGAUCACAUCUAACGUCUGAUGACACAUGGUGACAGUUAUUUCUUCCUCUUUCUCCCCAUUCUCAGUGGUGUUUCCCCAGGACCUGUUGGAGAAGGGUCUGGCUGCCAAUCAAUUUGCCAUGCUGGGUCUUGGAGAUAUUGUCAUUCCAGGCGAGUCAACAUUCCCCUCACUCAGCAGUAGCGUCUAAUUUUAUAUACAAAUUGGCUUGUGACAUCAACUUGAGAGAAAUACUCCAGCAUUAGAUCCGCCUCCACUCUAACACCACAUGCUGAAGCUUAUUUUCUUCUAAAGGCGUCCGCAUGCUUCCCAGCCGAAACAGUUUGGAACAGUCUGUGCAUAUAUUAUGUUUACCUUUUGUGACGUUUUCGGCAAGUUUUUUUUCCCGGUUGUUCGUGUACAGAAAAAUGUCAAAAUUAAUGACAGAUUUCUUGAAUUAUCUUGUAUGUAUGCGAGCACACGCGUUCAUUUCACCUAGCCGAACUGAAGCAUGCUGACGCCUUAAGAGCACUGGCCCAACUGUUAAUGUGAAUAUUGCAUUUAUUUUUCAGGUAUCUUCAUUGCUUUACUCCUCCGCUUUGAUGUCAGGUGAGCACUAACUCUUCUCCUUCUAUAUCAUUGCCCAUAUCCUCGCUCUCCUUGCCCUGUCUUGUUGUUUCUAGCUGUUUAAUGUUCUCUCUGUACCCCCCCCCCAGUCUGAAGAAGAACACCAGGACCUACUUCUACACCAGCUUCCUGGCCUACAUCUUUGGCCUGGGCCUGACCAUCUGGGUCAUGCACACCUUCAAACACGCCCAGGUGAGAGAGGCACAGACUCCCAGGUCACACUCAUGACAUGCAGUUGAAAGUGUCACCUUUAUGUAGAGACUUGGCUGGUACUGACUGGUUGUCUUGUCUCACUCUCUCUUCCUUCCCAGCCUGCCUUGCUGUACCUGGUCCCAGCCUGUAUUGGAUUCCCAGUGGUUGUAGCUUUGUUGAAAGGAGAACUGACAGAGAUGUUCAGGUAAUAAUAUAAUACCUUCCCUGUUUCCAGCAUGGCAUUUCUUAAUCAGCGCUGAGCUCAUCACCAGUGGUAUUGAAUAUUUAGCCUGUUCCACCAUGCAGCACCAGAUAGUAGGCUUGGGUGGUAUACCAUAUUAUACCUAUACCGGGGUAUUUGGAAAUAGCCACGGGAUGGUUUUCCCAUACCAUUGAAACUAUUUAUUUGAAGUUUUUCAAUACAUUUGAAUAUUUGUAGCUAUUUGUUAAGUAAAUACCUGCAGUUAAAUUGUGCAGUGAGUUAGGAGAUAAAGCAGAUCGCAUUCUUCAGUUCACCUCUCACAUUAUUUACAUUAUGAAGCUUAUGUAGUUCCCCAGAACAGUUGAGCCAGUCACGAAUUUGUUUGUAAAUAGUACAACGGGAGAAUGCGGGAGCAGGGGUCGUGUUUUAUAUUGAAAGUCAAGUGUUUUUUUGCUUCAAUAGAGCGAACAGGGACGUGCAACUAUAGUUUUCCUUCAUAGAAAAUACAUUGGUGCAACACAUUUGGCAGAAAAUGGCUUCAUUUUCAUCACAUGACAACAGAAGUGCAAUGCUAUUUGGCUGGCAGCCACACAAGUAAAUAAGCUUACAAUGAAAAAUCAAAUCAGUCUUUUUUGCAAAAACUAUGCAUGGCCAUCAUAUUUCUAAUGUUUAGGCCUAUCAUAAAGAAUGUAGCCAGCUACAUUUCCUAAUAUUUUGCUUAAAGACCAAGAAUAGGCUGGCUACACAGCGAAAAGUACUGGAGAAAAUCAGUCCAAGCGCUGUAUGCUGAUAGAAUGCCUGUUUUUGAAUUGUCAUCGGAGUUCAGAAGUGCAACUGAAGCACAAAACUUGUCUGAUGCCGAGCAGAAAUAACAAUACGAAGCAUUUUAGAUCUGUGUUUACAAAACGCAGCAAGAUAUUUCUUAUGCAUUUUUAUUUUUUAUAUCUGCCACUGCUAUCUUGAUUUCCUUGCGUUCUUUUUCUCCGUUCUGGGCCCGUCUGCUCCUCCCCCCUCUUCUCCGAGCAGAGCAGGCAAGCCCGUUGCCCUAGCAACUCCAGACUCCACACAGACGCAGUGUGUAGACAUGCUGCUGGAGAGCCAGUACCGUUCUUCCUUCAGACAAACAUGCGUCAACUUUGUACAAUGUCUCUCGUUCACAUCCGCUUGUAAAUGUCCAAACUCACCAACCUACCAAUAAUGUAUAACUUUAUGAUCAGGAUUGCCUGUCUUUGCAAUUCAUUUAUUUAUUUUUGCGCUCGUUAGCCCAUUUAGCUAGCAGUCUCCAUGGAAAUUCGCUAUUUUUGGUAGCAUUCUGGUAAUAGACGCCCAAUGUGGCUUAUAUUAUUUUUUGGGCCUCUCCCUUGUGUACUAAGCCGGUAAUACUGUAUAUCUCGGGGUGAGAAGACAGUAUGACGAAAUGAGAAUCUGGAUACCGCUCAACCCUACCAGAUAGUGCUAUUGGUGUCUUAAAAAAAAAAAAAGUAGUUGGUUGCCUGUGUCUCUUUCUAUUUUGACAUAUCUGUGCUUCCAAGAUUAUUCAGCAUGGAAACUCCAUCUCACUUUUUAAAAAUAUAUUCUUUCUAUUUUCACUCAUCAUAUAAACCUUUGCCUCCUAUUGCUCUCCCCUCCUCCAGACUCAAAUAUCAUUUACAUGAUUACAAUGAUUUAGCAUUCUCCCACCCAGUGCUGCUUGGAGUAUUGUGUGUGAAAGGCUCUGUCAUACACCUACUCAUCCAUGCAUACACUGCUGGGUCAGGGUCAGGCCUUGGUCCCCCUAGACUGUAAUCUCAGCCCUGUGACUGGGGCUGUGGAGGGUCUGACUGCUGCUAGCCAUAAUAACUGCAGAUGUUAGAUACCCAGCUGGGGCAAGCACCUGCACAGAGGCUGGCCUGGGCAGGGGAGGGGAGGGAGAGGAAUCAUUCCCCAAAACUCUCCUGCCAGAAAUGUCGCCUCCGCCUCGCUUGAUAUUCGCCAUUGGUAAGAAAAAAGCCAUGACCUUGGGGUGGCACGAAAUAUGUGGAGAGAGGGUAAGAGACCUGGGGGUCAAAGCUGGCCAUGCCAAGGCUUGGUGCCAACUGCUAACCUUCCUAUUCAUCAUACUUUGACUGAUUCCCAUCUGUCACACUGCUGGCGUUUCUGACUAGACACACUUUAUAUUCACUCAUUCUUUGUUCACUUCUCUGUGUUCAGUCUUCCAAAGCUCUUCAUCUCUUCAUUUUUAGCACCUUUCUUUGUAGAGCUAUGAAUUCAGUUUGUCAUACUAGUCUUUUCUCUUCUCUCUCUUCUCUCUCUCUCUCUCUCUACUGUGUGUUUCUCUGCUGUAACAACUCACUGGCCGUCCUGCUCCUCCUCUUCUUCCUGCUCAGCUAUGAGUCCUCAGAGGAGGUGUUGCCACACACACCCCGGCUCACACACUACCCCACUGUGUCAGGCUCUCCUGCCAGCCUGGCUAACUCAAUGCAGAGCUCCUCCUCGCCACGCCGGCGACGCAACAACCCACCCAUGUAGUGACCAGACCACCUCUCACCUGGGCAGGUAUGCCCCAUGUCUCCACCACCCUGUCCUGCCACCACCCUGCCCUGACAUGACUCUGUCAUUAACCCUGGCUUGCCUGGCGUUCAUUGUCCUUCCCUCUGUUUCUCUCUACUGCUCUGACCCUCAACACCAGAGCUCUGUGGACCCCUGGCACUGGCAGAUGCAAUCUCUCUCCUUUGAAAGAAAUGUAAAUAUUAGUAUUUUCCUGAUAGGUGUCCCAUUUCCAGGUAAUGGUUCAACUCAUUUUAGUUAACCAGGGCAUAUCUGGCCCAGACCUUUAAACCCAACCUUUUUUGGUUCUGAAGCAUUGUUCAUAAGUUGCUUUGGCUGAGUAUGAUUCAGAUACCCCACUAGUCAUGUCCAGUCAUUCUCCAGGGCUGCAGCUCACCCACAUCAUUUUGUUGUGUUUGUUGGAGUCCCGGGCCAGCAUUGGAUUCAUCACUCCCAUUGGUGUUUUAUUGGUAUCAACAUAAAACACUUUCAUGUUUAUUUAGAAUUUUGAGAAACCAUACAAUUGUGUGCAGUGCAUUGUGAAGUCUCCACAUUGAUAAUCAUCCUUUCUCUCUUUCUUUGUCUCCUCCUUUUCCAUUUAAAACAUUACCUUUCUAUUCUUGUCUACCACUCUGACAGGUACGAGGAAGUCUCUCCGGAAGAUGCUGCAGUGAAAGAAGAGACGACAGAGAGCACAGAGGCUGAGAAAAAAGAUCAAUGAUGACAGUUUCCUCAAGCUCGUCCAACACUAGCUGCCCCCACACAUCAGCCCACCUCUAUACACAUCCUGGGAGGGUGUUCAUGUUUCCCAUGUGACGUGCAGUGGAAAUGGCUGAUUUAUUAAAUAGCUGUUUUGACAUUGGGAUAUUUUGUAGUUCAAAAGUGGUUUGUUACACACAUUGUACAACAGCUUAUCCGGUGCCUAUGUUUUUGUUUUGUGUUCAUCCAGUAUGCCUUUUGGCAUUCUCAUGUGAUAUUUUAUUUCAUUUGAAUUGCCAUAAUUUUAAAUGGAAAAAGUGUUAUUGUUUUUGUUCUGUUUUGGGGGGAAUAUGAGAUAUCACAGGAAGCUGAAAAGUUGUACGUUGUCAGAAAACAUUUUGCUCUCCCAGCCUGAUUUAUUUAUAAUGAUUGUCUAGUUUGAUCUCUGCACCAAGUCCGUUCUUGGUUUUAUAUAAAAAUGCCUUUCUCAUAGAUAAUGUGAAGUAUAAUAUGGUGGUGUAAGGGAUGCAGGAGAUGAGUCUACGAUUGUGUCAUACACAUGCUUUACAUGGAAAUUCACCUUUGACAUGGAACUCGACCGUUGGUAUCUAUAUGAAUGGCACCUGGCUUCCCCAUGGUUCUCUGGUCUGGAAGUCUUUGGCUUCAACAAAGACACCUAACUAUGUACUACUGCACUAGUCUCAAUGUAUAAUUGUGCCAAUUUAGUAGUGCAUGUAAUUACAUGGUACCUGACAUGCUGUUCAGUAUAGUGGUAAUAAUAGCUCAGAAUUCAGAUCAUAGCAUUAAGGAAGUAACUGAACUUGGGCAAUCGAUCACAUUUUGAAAUUUUUAUGGACAUUUGCUAUGACACUACUAUUUAUGUGAAUCAUACUCUGUCAUAUCAGAGAAGUCUGUUAUAUGGAAACUAUAUUAAGGAUUGUAGUUAGCGAAGUCCCAUGCAGUGACUGAAAUGUACCUGCAGGUGGAGACAGUGUCAAAAGAACCAUGUCUCCUCAGAGAGGAGACCAAAGGACCAAAUGAUUACUCUUCUUGCUUUAGGUUGUAACUUCUUUGCUUUAAUAACGUAUUUUCUUUCUGGCCUUUUUGCAGUUUGGAGCAGUGUGUUUCAAGUUCAGAAAGACCGGGGAGAAGCUUUUUCAUGUUAGGGCUUUAAGAUUGAGCGGUUUUGUAGAAAUGUGUUUUGGUAAAGAUCAUGUCC
Molecule: messenger RNA, 11441 nt
Organism: Coregonus sp. 'balchen'
Lineage: Eukaryota; Metazoa; Chordata; Actinopteri; Salmoniformes; Salmonidae
Source: the annotation of a GenBank genome assembly